Protopolystoma xenopodis is the source of this 774-nucleotide messenger RNA. The record is from the annotation of a GenBank genome assembly. Lineage: Eukaryota; Metazoa; Platyhelminthes; Monogenea; Polystomatidea; Polystomatidae.
AUGCAUUGUUCCUUUCUGCCAUUUCAGAAUUCACUUGAUUCGUAUGAACAGGUUGACCCCAAUCAGAACCCGGGCCCAUUUGACAAUGACUUCCAACAGGAAGGCAUGCUAUCGGACUCUGAGGAUACCAGUGAUGUGAAUUCUUCUUGUACAAACUCCUUGCAGACUAACCCCUUGCACAUUCAGCCUUUCCAGUCUCCCAAUGACCGGCUGGUAGAAUCAGAAUCAGAAGGACAUCAAGCAACACCUCCAAGUGUAUCGCGUAGAGAUCGUGAAAAGAAGCUAUUCCAGGCGGGCAGAGACUUCAUCAAAUCGGUCCAAGGGGCAAACCAAUCAAGCUUAUCCCACCAUCAGUUGCGCAAGCAAAAAGCCCAGACACUGCGCAUGCUGAGGCAGCAGCCCAUGAAAAUGACCAGCAACUCAGCUGUCAAGGAUAUGGUCAUCUUUUCAGUUGACUCGCCUACCUUUUCUGUAUCGCUUGAUGCCUCUCGUUCUCCGACCUACAGCCUGUCUGGGCUGGAUCAUGGUACCUGCGUGGAGAAAACAAUGGAACGACGAUUGCGAAAUAACGAGGCUUCUCGUCGUUCUAGGGCGGCAAAAAAAUCGCGCUUCGCUGCAAUGGAGCGUGAAGCCGAACAGCUGGCUUGGCAAAAUCAGCGUCUUCGAAUUCGGCUGAAACAGUUGAAUCUGGCCGCUGCCGAGGCUAAGGAAUUACUGGUUGGCAAAGUGUCCUUGUUAAGUACGAGCAAUGGAACAGUCAAGUCAGAGGCUUGA